Molecule: messenger RNA, 1082 nt
Organism: Meriones unguiculatus (Mongolian gerbil)
Lineage: Eukaryota; Metazoa; Chordata; Mammalia; Rodentia; Muridae
Gene: Pafah1b3
Product: platelet activating factor acetylhydrolase 1b catalytic subunit 3
Exons: 5
Coding region: 344-1039 (231 amino acids)
Source: RefSeq, a predicted model, not a curated record
GCUGCUCCGGAGUGCUCCGCCCCCGAGGAAGGGCCCGCUCGUCCCGGCUCCCGGCGGCUCCCCAGGUACCCCCGCCGCCCGGUCCCGACCGGGGUCCCGCUCCCCGGCGCCGCCCCGGGCGCUGCGCGGCCGCCCGCCCGCCCUCCCCCGCGCCGGGCCGCGAGCCUCCUUCCUGGCGGUUUCCCGGCGGCGCGGAGGCGGCGCGCGGGCCCGGCCUCCGCCCUGCGCGAGCGAGCGAGCGAGCGAGCCCAUCGCGCCGCAGAGGGGGGCGGUGGGCGUGGCGGGCCGCGUCCUCGGUGAGCGCUCCCGGGCUCCGCGCUCCGCAGGGCCCGCGCCGCCGAGCAUGAGCGGGGAGCAGAACCCGGCCAGCAGGCCCACGCCUGUGCAGGACGUGCAGGGCGACGGGCGCUGGAUGUCCCUGCACCACCGGUUCGUGGCGGACAGCAAGGACAAGGAACCCGAGGUCGUCUUCAUCGGGGACUCCUUGGUCCAGCUGAUGCACCAGUGUGAGAUCUGGCGCGAGCUCUUCUCUCCUCUGCACGCACUUAACUUCGGCAUCGGUGGAGACAGCACCCAGCACGUGCUCUGGCGGCUUGAGAACGGGGAGUUGGAGCACAUCCGGCCCAAGAUUGUGGUGGUCUGGGUGGGCACCAACAACCACAGCCACACAGCGGAGCAGGUGACGGGAGGCAUCCAGGCCAUCGUGCAGCUGGUGAGCAAGCUGCAGCCGCAGGCCCGGGUGGUUGUGCUGGGCCUGCUUCCAAGGGGCCAGCACCCCAACCCGCUGCGGGAGAAAAACCGACAGGUAAACGAGCUGGUCCGGGCAGCCUUGUCUGGCCACCCCCGAGCCCACUUCUUAGACGCAGACCCUGGCUUUGUGCACUCUGACGGCACCAUAAGCCACCACGACAUGUACGACUACCUCCACCUGAGCAGGCUGGGCUACACCCCCGUCUGCCGGGCCCUGCACUCCCUGCUCCUGCGGCUCCUGGCUCAGGACCAGGGCCAGGGCGCCCCUCUGCCAGAGGCCACACCCUGAGCAUCCUUGUUCUCCCGACAUUAAAGUCUGCUUCUGCCUCCUG